Pocillopora meandrina is the source of this 7876-nucleotide messenger RNA. The record is from the annotation of a GenBank genome assembly. Lineage: Eukaryota; Metazoa; Cnidaria; Anthozoa; Scleractinia; Pocilloporidae.
AUGGAGCUUGCUAAGAAGUGUCCAUUUUUGGCUCGUGUUCCCUCGUCUUUCGUUCGCAAGGCGAGAGGCCCAGUGCUCGUUUCUUACGCCGAGCGUUGCCCCGUGAUGUCGGAGGUUUUGAACAAAACCGACGAAAUUCCCGAUAAGAACGAAGGUAAACCUACAUUUUUUGUGUUGUUGUACUUUUUUUUAAUUUGAUUUAACGUUUAAACAAUUAUGCCGAGCGAUCGAAGUUAUUUUCAAGCUCAUGUAGUAUAGUCAAGUUGCAUAACAUGUCAGCUGAAUUAAAACUUCCUUUCAUCACAGGAGCUAAGACCCACGGAGCCGCAACAUCAGCCAAAGGUUUGUAUUCAAUCUCAACUUUUCUAGCAUUAAGUCUUUCAAACGAGAAGGAAAAUUUCUUUGUCGACCUUAACUAUUGGGAGACCUAUUCAUCUCUUCGUGUUGUGUUUGUGUGAUUUGUGCGUGGUAAGCUGAAGUCGCAAUUUUAUUGUACAAUUCACUUGGUACACGACAUCAGUAAGAUCCCACAUUAUUUGUUUUUAAUUUAAGCUUCUGUAAUGAGUAGGAAUGCAUUGAAAACCUGUGUAUUUCCAAUAUUUGGGCUUUUUUGUGAUUUGAAGUGUCUCUGGCAAUUUGAAACAUUUCCAAGCCGGCUUCUGUACGGUUCUGUUUGUCUGCGUGUCAUCGUCCCAUGACAAGGCGGAAAAUUAAUCUUCCUUGACGGCAACAACAUUUGCAUUUACGCAUUUUUCUUUUGUUUGGCAUAUUCUGUGGGACAUGGUUGAUUACAGACAUUCUUGUCGGCGAUUGCUUUCCAAGCCACUUUUUCCGUGUUCCGAGUUUGUUGUUCGUCACGCAGUCGAUCUUGUUUUUCUAUAUUUGAAUCGGUUACUAGAUUUCGCCACCUCGUUUUCUUAAAGUGUCGCGGAAAAAUAUAAACAUCGACAAAGAUUGCUGACUCACUUGCAACGGAACUUAGAUUAAAACCUGAUUACAAAGGAGGUCAUUAACAAUUUCGGCUUAAAAAAAUGAAUAUUUGGAAAGGAUGUAUCGAUAUUGUUCAGUUAACUCGACAUCGACUCCAUUCAAAACAGCAUAGCAACAAAUUAUCUAAAAAUAUUUGUAUCACGCAUCUUUUUUAAGAGUGAUUGAAAUUUAUUCUCGCAAUUCUUGAAAUUUGGCCUUGAAGUGAAUUUUAAAAAAAAACUAUUAGCAAGUUGAGUUGUUAAUAAACCUCAAAAAACGGAUGUGCAUCAAGAGAUGAUAUUGGACGGUUUCCUUGACAAUGACUCUGCAGCUCUUAAUUACCUAUUUGGGAAUGAGGUGAACUCUAAAAGUAAUCGUUAGCAAUCCUCUGCUUAAAAAUGGAUAUUUCAAAGAUAUAAACAAGUUUCCAAGACAAAUGAACAUAAUAAUGUGCCACAAAGUGACACAAAGUAAUUUUUGAUGUGUCAAAGGUUACAUAGCCUAAAUUAUUGGGAUAGACCCAGUGUAUUGGACUUUGCAGUGUGAAACACUGGUAACCUGUUAGUGUCCUACAUGUUGAAGUAGUAUGAUUGCUUGUAGAUUUGCAUUUGGGUCAGUCUCCUUGCUCUCUGUGUAACUUACUAGCAAGUGUCACCAUGGCUGAAUAUUUAAAAUAAUUUUAUUUAAUUUACAUGUACCUAAUAAUUACUUAGACUUACCUGUUUCAAAAAUAAAGGCUAUAUUUUCAAACCCACGCAAGUUUUAAAGAAGAAUGUAUUUGCGUGAUAAGUAAAUAAACUUUCAAAAUAUCAUGUUCUCUGUUAGAUGUGAUCUUCUUGGUAACCCUUAGACAGCAAGCAGCUUUACUGGGAGAUCCUUUUUCAACUUAACUUUGUUAACAUUUGCAUUUGAGUGAGAUAUUUUUUAGAAGGUAGAUGGGCCAUUAUCUCAUAAUUAAACAUAAAAAAAAAGAAAAAAGUCCUGGGUUGAAACCACAGCAAAGCUACAAAGUAGGAGCACAAAAGCGCAAAACUUAAGAAUGUUCUGACAUGCCAGGAGUUCAAGAAUGUUUCUGAUAUUUUUUACUUUUUUUUCAUAUCUUUUUGCCUGGGAACCAAGAGAUGUUUACUAAGAAUGCUAAACUUAAAAGUAAAGGGCUAACCUCAUCUGUUUUCCUUCUUUUGAAUUGUAUUUUCAGCUGGUAAAUGUCCAGUUAUGCACAAUGCCACAGAGGUAAACAAUAAUGAACUUGUUACCUGCGCCUGUGAUUAUCAAGAAGGAACUGGGAAGAAGGAUACAACCUUGGAGUCAGGUAUCGAAAACAAAAACUUGUGUAGUUGCUUGAGUAAUUUGUGAUUGCUGUUGUAUAAGGUUUUUUUUUUACGUAUAAGAAAAAAACGUUAUAAUUUACUGGACUUGUAGAAUUAAAGGCUUGAGUUUUUUUAAUUUCUUGUGCCUCUAGGGGUUUUAUUAACCCUUGAACUUCUAAGAUCUAACUAUUAAUUCUCCCCUCCAGCUGUUCCACAUUUUCUUGUAAAUUAGCAAUGAGAAUUUAGAGCAAGAUAACAACAUCUAAGUGAUAAGUUUGAGUAUCCAUCAGAUACUAUGUAGAGUUUAUAGGUCUAGAAAAAGUUACAUGUGAAUCACUUCUGGGAAUUAAAGAGUUAAGGGCCAGCUAUCAUUAGGCUGCUGCUACAUACAAGUUGUCUUUCCACAAUCUGAUGAUGCUUUAUUUGGAAGAAUUUAUGGACUCUUUCAUAGUCUUAGUCAGUGUGAACAGUUUUCACCUGAAAAAGCAAAUUUUCUCUACCAUAUAAAAAAUACAUGAUUUCUAGUGGUUAAAAACUCUUCAUUGCAAAAUUUAAAAGCUUGUCUUAAAUUAACCUGUGCCAUCAGUUGAAAAAUUCAUCCAGUAUAGUUCUGUUUUAACUGAAAAUAAGAAGCCAGCAGUGAAUAAAAGUAAGUAAAGAAUGAAAAAGCUAGCAGUCAUGUUAAAACAGACUUGUAACAGAUAAUUAUCUUUUCUUUCAGCUGGGAAGUGUCCUUUCUCAAGUGGCAAGUUAGUUGUGGAUGCUGUGCAAAAAAUUCACCCUACCCCUGCAAUGAAGGUGGGAAAUGUUUUUGCCCAGGCCACUGGAGUGCGUCAACUGGUCACCAUGCCCCUUGCUGUUCAAGGUAAUUUGAAAACAUGUCUGGAGUGUAUCUACAGUCAAAGUUUCUUUUUCAAAGGUUAACCCUUAAGUCCUGUUAGUGACCAAGACAGAAUUUCUCCUUACAAUAUCAAUACAGUAUCAACUAGAUUAGUGAUGAGAAUAAAGAAAAAUAUCAAUUUGGGGAUAAUAAGUUGAUCCAAUACAAAUUCUCUGAACUAACGUUAUAAAAAUUGUAUGGUUGACACUAAGGACAAUUACAAAUUUGAUCUGGGAGUUAAAGGGUAAAUUGAAUAUCGUUGCGAUCUUGUUCCCACUCGGUAUACUUACCUACUGGUUUGUGUUUUUAAUUUUUCAGGUCCUGCACCCAGCAUUGAGGCCUUCCAGUCUCACUUUGAUUAUGACCGAUUCUUUUUGGAUGAGAUUGAGAAGAAAAAGAUGGACAACACCUACCGUAUUUUCAAGAGGGUGAACCGCCUGGCUGAGACUUUUCCACAUGCCAAGGAUUAUAGUGAUACUUUAGCUGGAAAAGAUGUGUCAGUUUGGUGCAGUAAUGAUUAUCUGGGGAUGAGCCGACACCCAGAGGUGCUGAAAACUGCAAGGUAAGGGAAGUGAGAAGCUGUAUUGAGGGUGAAAUGCUAGUGCCUUCCAUUUAUUAAGAAGGCAUUGCAAGAAACAGGCUGUUACAAACAUGUCACCUCUGUUUGAGCCAAGUUCAACUGUUACAAUAGGGGAACUUUUUUGUUUUUACAGGGAGACUAUUGACAAGCAUGGAGUUGGUGCUGGAGGUACUAGAAACAUCUCUGGCACAAGCAGUUAUCAUGAAACCUUGGAGAAGAAACUAGCAGAAAUACACAAGAAGGAGGCAGCACUGCUCUUUACUUCUUGCUAUGUAGCCAAUGACACUACUCUGUUCACUCUGGCUCGUCAAUUACCAGGUGAAGACAUAUCCUAAGUUUGGUAACGGAAAAGAUUUAGAGUGAAACUUAACACUAGAUGAACUUGUGAAGUAUUUUUGUAAUGUUGUGGUGUUGAUAAGAAAUGGCUCACAAGAUGAGAAAAAACAUGAAAUUUGAAAGCAGUGUGAUUAUUACAGAUUUAUAACUGAUUGGGCUAUGUGCUGUAAUCACCAUUUCUGUUUUAUCUUAACUCCUUAAGUUUCUUCAAGUUGUAAUCAAGAACAUGUUACCCAAAAAAUAUGCAGAUUUACAUAGAAAUGUUCAUUCUUUAUUCUCUUGACAUGAACUUACUACUGUUUUAAAAUGGUACCAUUGUUGUGGAAACAUUUUUAAUAGUGUUGGACUGCUAUUCUUGUUACAGGCUGCCUGAUUUUCUCUGAUUCUGGUAACCAUGCCUCCAUGAUCCAAGGUAUUCGCAACAGUGGAGCAAAGAAGUAUAUUUUCCGUCAUAACGAUGUAGAGCAUCUAGAGCAGCUUCUGGAACAAGCAGACCCAGAGGUGCCAAAGAUUGUGGCAUUCGAGACUGUGCAUUCCAUGACAGGAGAUGUAUGUCCAUUGGAAGAACUGUGUGAUGUAGCACACAAGUAUGGGGCUCUGACCUUUGUGGAUGAGGUAAGUAGUCUGGGAUUGAUGUCGAACCUUUCAAUCUGACAGCUAAAUAGGAAUGGUUCUUUAUACUGUCUUUUGUUAAUCUUUUCAUAUUUUUAUAACCUGUCAGGUUAACAAUCUAUGGAGAUAGUGAGAGAGAUUGUUUUGUCAACCCAAGCCAAUACGUCAGCUUAUAAGCAGUAUAUGAUUAUUUCUGGACUGCAGUUUUGAUUGAGAACUAUGUCAGUCUCCAAACCAACAUUGUUGGCUCAUUAAUUUAUAGCUAGUAACGGCCCUAGUGACACUGUCAUAAUCACAUUAGGGAGUCAAAUAGUAUUACAGCCUGUAAAGGAGUGUUUAAUUUAAGGAUAUUAGAACUGUUGUUUUUAUAUUUUUGUAUAUUUUUCUUACACCUUAAUUGGUGGGACAUGCCUUGCAUGGUGCGCCAGCGCUUUUGGUUUUCUCCUUCUCCACAACUCUUCUUUAUUGUAGUGAUAAAUUUAAUUUAAUUUAUUGUCUAUUUGUAAUGUAGUGGAGUGAAUCUGUAAUAAAUAACAGUAACCUGUUCAGGACCGGAACGUGGCCAUUAAUUCUAGCGUCUAUCUCUAAACCAUUGCGUUGCUUAUAAAGAUUAUUGUAGCACUGAUGAAUUUUUAUCAAUCAACAGGUUCAUGCAGUGGGUAUGUACGGUGACAACGGUGCAGGCAUUGGCGAUCGAGACAACAUCAUGCACAAGAUGGACAUCAUCACUGGUACCCUUGGCAAGGCCUUUGGAUCCAUUGGAGGGUACAUUGCUGCAUCAGCUGCCCUUGUCGACAACGUGCGCAGCUAUGGCUCCGGUUUUAUCUUUACCACCUCCCUUCCUCCUGUCACUGUGAACUCUGCUAUUACAUCUGUCAGUAUUCUAGCCAGUGAUGAAGGACGCAGUUUGCGUGAAAAGCAUCAGAAUGCUGUGCGCACCUUGCGAAACAAGUUGGUGAAAGCUGGUCUUCCUGUGGUGUAUGCUCCGAGUCAGAUUAUACCGGUGCAUGUAAGUGUCUGUAAUUCAUGUUUUGUCGAGAAAGACCGUAUUUUUAAGUUAUUUGAAUGAAAUUUGAAUGAAAUCUAACUAAUUAUAGGCUUCAGACAAUUUACGGACCAUUAUCUUUUUUUACAAGUGAGUGUUAAUCCUUGUGUUGCAAUGGCAACAACAUUUUAGACUUUCUGAAAAUGUUCCUAUAAAUCAACUUUGUAACGAAUGCAUUUGACUAAAUUGGAGAAGCCAUAAAACGCGGUGAGGAUUAAAUUUAUAUUUGGUUCAUCCGCAGGUUGGUGAUGCAGCCAAGUGCACAGCCAUCUCCAACGAGAUGCUGACCAAACACGGCAUGUAUGUCCAGUCUAUCAACUACCCAACAGUUGAACGCGGCAAGGAGAGGUUGCGUAUCGCUCCCACUCCUGAACACAACGAAGCCAUGAUGGACAAGUUCACCGAAGCUCUGGUCAAGGCAUGGAAGGACAACGGGAUGCGUUUUCUGACCCCCCAUUGCACCACCGCAUGCGACUGUCAGGAGCGCUGCAUCACCUACAAAGAGCUGGAUUGCAACAAGUAUGCUUCCCAGGUUGGAGCCUAGAAUGCCGGCCAAUAUUGCUCUCCGAAUCGACUUUUCCAGUGGGCGUGUAAAGCUCUUAAAAUGGAACUAUAUUUAAGAAUUGUUAAAUGUAAUUUUCUGGAGAAAUCUGAAAUAAUCAUACAGUGAAAUCAUCACGUUCUUGUGUCUGUGUGUUGGUUGUUUACUUUGUUCCAUCUUGGUUGAGUUUCCUUUUUGUUUAUGUCCCCGUGUUUUCACUGGUAAGACUUAAAAACUUGUGUUUCUUUGUGUUCAGUGUUUUCAAUUCUGAACCAAAUCUUUGGAGUUCUAUUGGUUUCGAGUCAUGACACCUUUAUCUACUCAGAGAUGCUGCCCUUAUGCCUUUUGAAACCAAUAAUGUCUGUUGUGUAUUAUGUGAGCCUUUUUCUGUUGGUGACUGCCUUAAUGCCGGUACAGAGAGUGCCACUGUCUUGCUUUGACGCAAGGUAUCCCGAGAUACUACCAGUUGUCGCCUUUGAAACCAAUACUGACCAAUGUAGGAUCUACUUGACUUGUUAUUUUCAAGGAACUGUGACUGCCCUUAUGCCAAGACUGUGUUAAAACAGUGAGUUUUCUUGCUGUUAUGGACUGCAAUGCUGGUUGCUGAAAACAUCCUGUUCGGAGGCCGUCAGUGCAUCUUGCGCUCUGAAGAGAUGAUUGCGCUUAUGCCAAAGCACUUGACAAUGAACCACAAAGCUGGUUCUACGCAUGAAGAAAGAGCCCUUAUGCCAAUUGGUCAACGACGCUCUAGAACUUUAGACUGUGGCCAACUUGUUCGAAACGUGGUCCUUAACGUGCCAACUAAAGGGAAUUGAAAAGUUCAGUUUAGUAACGCUGUUAUUAGAUUAGAUAAUGGGGUGACUGCCUUUUAUGCCAAAGCCGUUUCGGCUACGUAGAGAGUGGACAAAUAAUUUAAUGACACUGCUGUGACCCUACAGCUACGAAAUGGAACUCUUAGGUAUAGAUAAAUCGAUUCGCGGGGAGUAAGUUAUGUAAAAUUGGAAGAGUUUUUCAGGACAACGAGCGAACGAUGUUGGUUUUCGGAUUUCCAUUUAGUAUCUGUAAUGACCCUUUUCAUUCUUGAAGCGGUUCAUAGAGUGCAGAAGUCGAAGGAGAUAAAUCUGAAAAGACAAUUCUAGCGGACUGGCGAUUUGAAAAGAAAGAUAUGGGGACAUAACAGUGGGACGCCUUGCCUGUGUUCCCUGAUUCCUUUCUUUACGUAUUUUUUACUUUGUAAACUUUAUUAAUAGCACAGCUACGAAAUGGAACCUCCGGGUGUAGUUGAAUCGAUUCGCAGGGAGAAAGUGGAGUAAAAAAGGGGGAAGUUUUUCAGGAAUAACGUGCGAACGAUGAAGGUUACGGUUUCCACUUAGUACCUGUGUUGCCUCUUGCCAAUUUACAAUUAGCUUAAGAAGAUUUACACGUCUAGGGAGCUUCAUUCGGAGUAGCAAUUUAGCGGAUUUGUCGUUAGUGAGAAAAAAGAAACCGGAUAUGUCCUUGGUUAACAAUCGGUGUUGGGUUUUUGUAGAUAGUGGUAAGUUUUAGUCUUCUUUUGAGUGAAACUCGAGAUUCAAACUUGCCAAUUAAAAUGUAUUACUUUCAU